UGAAGAAUCCUUCCCCCAAUGUACCGUACAUUUUAUUCUCCUUCAUAUAUUAAUUUGCCUGUGUCAUCAACCUGUGCAUUUUUAAAGCUUUUGUUAACUAAUGCUAUUUAGACUUUGUACGUACGUAUUUGUAUGUGAUUUGACAUUUUGGAUUUCAAUAAUGAUGGCAAUAAAAAUGAUUAAAAAGGGAUGGAGUUGUGUUCAGUGUGGUGCUUUAUUUCUAAAGUCAGCAUUUUUUUUCGUUGUGACCUGGACCUGAAAAAGUAUGUGUGGGAAUCUGAGGCAUGGUAAGUUGAAAUAAAACAACAAAAAAAUGUACAUCUACAAACCCUUUAACAUAAACUUGACACCAAGCAUAAAGUGACAAAUACAAAAGGGACUUAAUAUAAGUACUCAUGAAAGAUACAAUCCUUCACUAAAAUUACACGUUUACAUAAUUGCUAUUUUAAUUGAAACACUACCCAGAUCUCUUUGAACCUGUUCAUAAAAUAUGAAUGUUUCUUUGGUUUCCAGUCGAGCAUAUACGACUUCCCAGUCUCUAUGUGAUGCUCCCAUCUGAGGAAGAACGUCUUCACAAUCAGACGUCUACCUUCGCCUGCCUUGCCCGGGACUUCUCCCCCUCCAAGCACAAAUUUCAUUGGGAGCGCAAUGGCGACCACAUUCUGGAGGGCAGCAGCUGCGAACAGAAAGGCUCGGAGGCUAAUUACAGCGCCAGCAGCUACCUAGUCAUCAGCGAGGCGAAAUGGGCGAACGGCGACACCAUCAGAUGUAUUUUUGAGCACACGACUGGGAACCUGUCCAAAGAGGUGAAUCACUCAACUCUAGCUGUAGGUGAACUCAGUAGAGUUGUUCUUCACCCCCCACUGUGGAAGGGAGAGGUUGGCUCCAAGGCCCAGCUACUGUGUGUUUCCGGCGGCAUCAACAUGAAAGACCUGGCUGUGGAAUGGACCAUAGAUGGUCAGCCCCAGACUACCUCCGAGACGACUGGACAGAUCAGCCAACUGGAAGUCGACACGGCCCUAUGGCGCAAAAGCAGCAAUUACACGUGUAGGGUGAAGUCGGGCAAGACCUGGAUUGUGGAAAGCAUCCAAGUGUGUUCAGAUGGUCAUUUCCAAGCACCUCACGUCCAGCUGGAGAGGCCCCGUCUCCGAGACGUCAUGACGCAUGACAAGGUUGUUGUGACGUGCAAGGUGGCGGCAGCCAGCUCCAGCAAAGUGGUGUGGUGGGUGGACGAUAAGGAGGAGACAUCGCACGUUACCGAGAAGAGCGAGCCUGGUGGCAGACUCAUCAGCAACAUCACUCUCAACGCGAGCACGUGGAAGACCCUGCGAGAGGUCAAGUGCAAAGUGGACCACCCGUGCUACCCAACCGAGGAAGCGAUACAAAUAUCAGAGACUGCCAAGCAAAACCCAACAGUUACUAUCAGGAGAUCUUUAGAAGACUUGAAGAAAGAUGACGGCGCAGUGCUGGAGUGUCUCCUAGGAGACCUGUCCUCCCAUGAGAUCUCAGUGAACCUUCAGGCCAAUGGGAAGGAUCUCCCUAAGACUAGGUUGUAUGUUGAUGUUCCUGUCCAGAAAGACCAGCAAAGCCUAACAGCUGUAAGAUUCACCAUUCCCAAAGACCAGAAAAGCGCGGACAAAACGUUUGCCUGUAAAGUCAACUUUGCAAACAACCAGAAGAUCUCCAGUCCCACAGGAAAGCUUUUUGCUCCCCCAACACUGGAGUUGUUCUUGAGCCCUGGGUCCAGUUCUACAAAGCUGGUGUGUGUUGGCUCAGGUUUCAACCCGCAGCUGAAGUGGAAGCACACCACUAAGCUCAAGCUGAACGAGAACAGGAAGGUUUUGCUAGAAAAUGACGGUCGCCUCACUGUGACCAUCGAGAUGGACGUCCCACAGAAAGAGUGGCACAAAGGCAUGAACUUUCCCUGUGAGGUGGAAGACCAGGACCAAAAUGUUAAGAACAAAGAGACCAGAGACAUAAGUAUUUGUUCAGUGUCCCCACACUCUGUGUUUGCGGAUAUUUAUCUCACGGGCCCCUCUCUCAGAGACAAGGACAAGAACAACGUGCCGGUCACUUGUCUGGUGGUCGGCUUCAACAUCUCAGACCUGCCCGUCAUCUGGAAAGUGGGUGGAGAGGUCACCUCCGAGGGGCUCACGACGCUGCCUCUGUCCGAAAAUGUCAACGGAACCCAGAGCGUGCGCAGCGAGUUGAGCCUGCAGGCCAGCACAUGGCACAGACACAUCGAAGUCUCAUGUGAGGUCAGGAGGGCUUGUGACCGCGAUGCACUAGCCAGACGCAUCUCAAAAGCAAAAGACAUGCAACGGCCCACAGUGAGGAUCCUGAGGCCCUCUGAUGCCAACCUGGUCCAUUCCAACGGUUCUAGCCUGUUCUGCGAGGUCUUUGGCUUCUCGCCAGCCGACGUGAUCGUCCACUGGGAGGCCAACGGCACGCAGCUGCCUACCUCCGGGUACACCAACGGGCCCGUGAGAAGCAACACCAAGGCCGGCACGUACGCCACGCACAGCAUCCUCCGUCUGCCGCCGUCUCAGCGGCACGAGGGCUCCUUCACGUGUGUGGCCAGACACGAGUCCUCUGCUGAGCCCAUCUCUGACACUGUGGAGAACCUGUUUGCCUCAGUGGUACACUCCAAGCCAAUCGUCACCUUGCUGCGGAGGACGGCUGAGCUGGUGUGUCUGGUGUAUGGCUACAGCCCCGAGUCCAUCGACAUCACCUGGCUGAAGAACGGCAUCAGCGUCGAGGCUUCGGACCAGCGAACCGAUCUGCCAUCCAAGGGACCGGACGGGAAGUUCAGCGUCCACAGCCACCUCAACCUGUCGUCCGGCGAAUGGGACAGUGGUGUGAAGUUCACCUGCAAUGUGACUCACAUCACAGGUGCACUGUCUGUCAGCACUUUCAAACCAGAGCCAAAGGACGAAGUGUUGUUUGUUGACAACAACAUGGCAGACGCUGUUCCUGAGGACACUGUGGCAGAAACUAUGAACAUGGUCUGGGCUCUCCUCUUCCUUUUUCUCUCCUGUCUCCUCUACAGCUGCACUGUCACUCUCAUUAAGAACAAAAUAUCUUCACAUGUGUAUGGUGAACCAGAGUUGUUCUUCACCCCCACUGUGGAAGGGAGAGGUUGGCUCCAAGGCCCAGCUACUGUGUGCUUCCGCGGCAUCAACAUGAAAGACCUGGCUGUGGAAUGGACCAUAGAUGGUCAGCCCCAGACUACCUCCGAGACGACUGGACAGAUCAGCCAACUGGAAGUCGACACGGCCCUAUGGCGCAAAAGCAGCAAUUACACGUGUAGGGUGAAGUCGGGCAAGACCUGGAUUGUGGAAAGCAUCCAAGUGUGUUCAGACGGUCAUUUCCAAGCACCUCACGUCCAGCUGGAGAGGCCCCGUCUCCGAGACGUCACGACGCGUGACAAGGUUGUUGUGACGUGCAAGGUGGCGGCAGCCAGCGCCAGCAAAGUGGUGUGGUGGGUGGACGAUAAGGAGGAGACGUCGCACGUCACCGAGAAGAGCGAGCCUGGUGGCAGACUCAUCAGCAACAUCACUCUCAACGCGAGCACGUGGAAGACCCUGCGAGAGGUCAAGUGCAAAGUGGACCACCCGUGCUACCCAACCGAGGAAGCGAUACAAAUAUCAGAGACUGCCAAGCAAAACCCAACAGUUACUAUCAGGAGAUCUUUAGAAGACUUGAAGAAAGAUGCGGCGCAGUGCUGGAGUAAAGACCAGCAAAGCCUAACAGCUGUAAGAUUCACCAUUCCCAAAGACCAGAAAAGCGCGGACAAAACGUUUGCCUGUAAAGUCAACUUUGCAAACAACCAGAAGAUCUCCAGUCCCACAGGAAAGCUUUUUGGUAGCUCCCCCAACACUGGAGUUGUUCUUGGCCCUGGGUCCAGUUCUACAAAGCUGGUGUGUGUUGGCUCAGGUUUCAACCCGCAGCUGAAGUGGAAGCACACCACUAAGCUCAAGCUGAACGAGAACAGGAAGGUUUUGCUAGAAAAUGACGGUCGCCUCACUGUGACCAUCGAGAUGGACGUCCCACAGAAAGAGUGGCACAAAGGCAUGAACUUUCCCUGUGAGGUGGAAGACCAGGACCAAAAUGUUAAGAACAAAGAGACCAGAGACAUAAGUAUUUGUUCAGUGUCCCCGCACUCUGUGUUUGCGGAUAUUUAUCUCACGGGCCCCUCUCUCAGAGACAAGGACAAGAACAACGUGCCGGUCACUUGUCUGGUGGUCGGCUUCAACAUCUCAGACCUGCCCGUCAUCUGGAAAGUGGGUGGGGAGGUCACCUCCGAGGGACUCACGACGCUGCCUCCGUCCGAAAAUGACAACGGAACCCAGAGCGUACGCAGCGAGCUGAGCCUGCAGGCCAGCACAUGGCACGGACACGCCGAAGUCUCAUGUGAGGUCAGGAGGGCUUGUGACCGCGACGCACUGGCCAGACGCAUCUCAAAAGCAAAAGACAUGCAACGCCCCAGAGUGAGGAUCCUGAGGCCCUCCGAUGCCAAUCUGGUCCAUUCCAACGGUUCUAGCCUGCUGUGCGAGGUCUUGGGCUUCUCGCCAGCCGACGCGAUCGUCCACUGGGAGGCCAACGGCACGCAGCUGCCUACCUGUUACACCAACGGCCCCGUGAGCAGCGAUGCCAAGGCCGGCACGUACACCACGCACAGCAUCCUCCUUCUGCCGCCGUCUCAGCGGCACGGGUCCUUCACGUGUGUGGCCAGACACGAGUCCUCUGCUGAGCCCAUCUCUGACACUGUGGAGAACCUGUUUGCCUCAGUGGUACACUCCAAGCCAAUCGUCACCUUGCUGCGGAGGACGGCUGAGCUGGUGUGUCUGGUGUAUGGCUACAGCCCCGAGUCCAUCGACAUCACCUGGCUGAAGAACGGCAUCAGCGUCGAGGCUUCGGACCAGCGAACCGAUCUGCCAUCCAAGGGACCGGACGGGAAGUUCAGCGUCCACAGCCACCUCAACCUGUCGUCCGGCGAAUGGGACAGUGGUGUGAAGUUCACCUGCAAUGUGACUCACAUCACAGGUGCACUGUCUGUCAGCACUUUCAAACCAGAGCCAAAGGACGAAGUGUUGUUUGUUGACAACAACAUGGCAGACGCUGUUCCUGAGGACACUGUGGCAGAAACUAUGAACAUGGUCUGGGCUCUCCUCUUCCUUUUUCUCUCCUGUCUCCUCUACAGCUGCACUGUCACUCUCAUUAAGCUGAAAUGAAGGGCUGCACCCAGAAAGCCUGCUCUUACUAACCCAUGGAAAGAUGGAAAGAAAAUGACUGUGAUUAUUUCUUACUUAAAAGCUUCUUGGCGAGUUUAAUUGUUUAGAUGUUUUCUUUUGAAUAGUUAAAUGUUUUCGUAUCAUGCAAUUUCAUAUGACACCUUUUCUUUUGUUCAUAUCGUCUUGACUUUAAGCACUUACUUGUUAUGGAACUGAGAAGUGAAACUUCAAUCUUAAAUGAUUUUAUGCAUACAUGAGUUUAUAUAAAUGAAAGUAUAUAUUGAAUAAAGACCUAUAUCCAAAAACUGUGCAAAAAAUGUUACAACUGUUAAUAAAUAUUGCAAUUUUAACUGGU
Clupea harengus (Atlantic herring) is the source of this 5589-nucleotide messenger RNA. RefSeq lists its product as uncharacterized. The record is from RefSeq and is a predicted model, not a curated record. NCBI's taxonomy places the organism in Eukaryota, Metazoa, Chordata, Actinopteri, Clupeiformes, Clupeidae.